AUGUCUCCAACCACCGGCGCGAAACGCAGGUCGGACGAGGCCGACGUUCCUGACGACAAGAACAACACUGGCCUCGCGGUGCCGUCGCUUGACAAAAGUUCAACGAAAAACGGACGACCAAUUGGCAGCGAAAGUCCCGCGAAGAAGAAGAGGCGAACAGGAAUUACGGCUGCGCAAAAACAAGCGCUAAUUGACAACUUGCAACUCGAGCUCACCGAACGCGCUCGCAAACUGCGGGCCAACUACGACAUCCAUGCGCAAAGUCUUCGAACCCGCAUCGAAAUUCGCGUCAACCGCAUUCCCAUGUCCCUUCGCAAAGUGAAGAUGGGUGAUCUCAUACAAAAAUACUCUACCGAACAGCAACAAAAGACCACGACUACAUCUAACGGCCCCCCGGUACCACCGAAAGAUGCGACAUCAUCACGCCCCAUCUUCCAGCGACCAGCGAUUGCUUCUAGACCUACCUCUCCGAUACGGCCCAGCCCGAUCAAGACGACGAGGUUAGUCCCCUUUUCUUCUGCCCAGGGGAAAUGGACGCCGUCAAUAUUAACACCGUCCAACCCCAGCCACGAAGUUUCCGGUCGCGACAAAGAAAAUUACGAAAUCGAACCCAUGAACACGGAGAAACGACAACGUCUGGGCCCAGCUGCCGACAUCUUGCGCAACCACUCCAACCAAGUCCUGUCGCCCACAUCCUCCAACUCGCGCCUAGCACCACGAGGGGAGCGCACCCCAUCACCUACCAAACAACACUAUGCGACCGGUAUCGGCGCACGCCCAAUUUCCCCAACCAAACCCACAGCCGGCACGAGUGCAUCUACUCUCAUCAGCAACAUGGUCGAAAAGGCGCGAUCGCGAGCGAACAGCCCCCAGAAGCACUCAACAAUAACGGAAGCAACGCAAGCGAGCGCGGCGAAAUCCAGAGCUCGAGCGGCAACCACCUCGGCGGCUUCUGCUACCACACGAACAUCGCGGAGAAUUAGUGGCGCCAGCGUGUCUAGUGAGGCUAGCAGUACGUCAUCGGUGGCGGCGCGGAGACAGCGACCGGCGACGGCGACGGGCAUGGCAUCUGGAACGGCGGCUAGUGCGAAGAGAGGUGUUAUCAGCACGAUCAAGAAGGGUAUGGCCGCGACGAAAAAGGCGGCGGGUGGUGGGACGAAGGAAACGGCAGAGAAGGUGGUUGCUACUACGGCGGCGCCGGCUGUGUCGGGGAGGGUGUUGCGAAAGAGGGGAUGAGCGGGUUUGAACUUUGGUUUGAAAUAUUGAGUCUCAUCAGUUUUUUCAUUGCUGGGGUAUGGACUUGGAGGAUGUCCAUCCAGGUUGUGCACUGUGGGAUUAGCAUUGUUAUUGUUAGGCGUUGGAUUGUAUAGAUGUUACGACCGCCGCCAGGUGUCGACUGCACAGAGUUCGGCGUUAUCAGGUCUGGCAGGUUUCAGGGAACAGUUGGGACAUGGCAAAUCCAAGUAA
Molecule: messenger RNA, 1467 nt
Organism: Neurospora hispaniola
Lineage: Eukaryota; Fungi; Ascomycota; Sordariomycetes; Sordariales; Sordariaceae
Product: Borealin N terminal-domain-containing protein
Exons: 2
Coding region: 1-1236 (411 amino acids)
Biological process (GO): mitotic sister chromatid segregation
Cellular component (GO): chromosome passenger complex; spindle midzone; chromosome, centromeric region
Source: RefSeq, a predicted model, not a curated record